Staurois parvus is the source of this 327-nucleotide messenger RNA. NCBI's taxonomy places the organism in Eukaryota, Metazoa, Chordata, Amphibia, Anura, Ranidae. The record is from the annotation of a GenBank genome assembly.
CACAGCACGGCGAUCAGUGAGGGGACAUCAGUGCUCCAUCAGAGCCCCAUCAGUUCCACCUGUCAGUGCCUAUCAAUGCCACCUGUCAGUGCCCAUCAGUGCCACAUAUCAGUGCCCAUGAGUAAACAUCAAUGCCACAUAUCAGUUCCUACCAGUGCACAUCAAUGCCACAUAUCAGAUCCCAUCAGAGCUGCCUUUCAGUGCCAACUAUCAGUGCCAGUUAGUGCCACCUAUCAGCGUCAGUCAGUGCCACCUAUCAGCACCAGUCAGUGCCACCUAACGGGCCUGUCAGUGCCCAGCAGUGAUGCCUGUCAAUGCCCAUCAGUG